Molecule: messenger RNA, 1408 nt
Organism: Chilo suppressalis (striped riceborer)
Lineage: Eukaryota; Metazoa; Arthropoda; Insecta; Lepidoptera; Crambidae
Source: the annotation of a GenBank genome assembly
UUUGACAGAUGGUGGUCAAUGAAUUUCCUAAAUCCUAUUUGAAUUGCACAGUAUUUUAUUUUAUCAUAAACGACGAACUGUUUUAUAUAAUGUUCUACCACAUAAUUCACCGAGCUGUUAUUCCAACGCUUAGGACAGUAGCGAUAUGCUCAUAUAAACAUUCAAUUAUCUCAUCCCAAAUAUUGAAAUCAGCCUCUCCCUCUCCUCUCUCUAGAUUUUCUUUUUGUUUAAUUGGCUCGCAUACACAAAGUCGGCUGUUUUCUGUGCAAGUAACUCCAGAAGAAAUGAUAGUAAAUUAUGAAGAAGUCAAGAAGGCUAUUUCAAACAAUGACAUACUAAUAGUAGAUGUUAGACAGCCAGAUGAAAUUAAAGAACAUGGAAAAAUUCCAAACAGUAUUAACAUUCCAUUGGGUGAUGUCACAAAAGUACUAAGCUCAAUGUCAGAAAAGGAGUUUGAAAAAAGUUACAAUAGAUCAAAACCAGCUGAGGAUAGUCCUAUUAUUUUCUAUUGUAUGAUUGGCAAGAGGUCUGGUAUGGCUCAACAGAAUGCUUUAAACCUGGGGUAUAAAAAUGUAAAAAACUACCUAGGCAGCUGGACAGAAUGGGCUUCAAAAGUGCAGACAUAGUUAUUGUAAUAUAAAGAAUAUUAAAGUACAAAAAGGCCUUGAGUAGCAAUAUAAUAGUAAUUUGGCAUUCCGUAGGAUAAUUCCUUGGUGGCUCACCCAUAGCUAUGUGUUAUGUCAUCUAGUCAUAAUUAAAUUUUGGCCAAAAAAUAUUUGAUUAAAUUUUUUUUAGAAUAAGUAAGUUGUGUUUUUCAGAAUAUAAUCCAUCAAAAUUACUGGUUUAUUUUAAUUUCAAUUUAUUAUGCUGCACAGACAAUGAACAGUAUAUCAGAAAUUAUAUUGAACAUAAAUAUCUUUUCACUUCUGUCUACUUGACCAGUCAUUCCAACUUCCAAGAUAUGUUUUAGACCUAGAGUAGCCGAGUUUUAAAGCCUUGUCCAAAGCUUCUGAGGAUCGGCGGCCAGAUUGACAGUAAAAUAUAAGUUCAUCAGAUGAAGAUGGCUUUGUUCUUUGAAAGUGCUUCUUAAAAUCAUCAUCAGACAUUGAUGUUAAUGCAUCUUGGACAGUAUUUACUAGAGAAAAAUUAUCAAUGUAAGGACAUGGCUUUUUAGAAGUAUACAAAACAAUAAAACAUAAUAAUUCAACACAUUUACAUGGAAUGUUUAUGCUUGAUGGUAUCUUCCCAGUGGCAUUCACUUCAUCAGGAUUUCGAACAUCAAUGAUCACUUUCUCAGGCUGAUGAAUUACUUUUAGCAUAUCCUCAUAGCUUACUACUCUCUGUGGAUCCACCAUUUUAUUUUUAUAUUGUAUUGCAACUGAGAUAUCUCUAGUGUGAGUUAUUUGAC